CACUUCAUCCAGUCUUUCAAACUCCUCUUCUUUCUCUCUAGUCUUUCUCCUGAAUAUUUUUAUAUUCACAUUUUUCAACUUUGGAUCUCGCCGAGAUUUUGCAGCUCAGAUCUCUCAUUUUCACCAAUAAUAACAUGAAGAAAGUUGUGAUGAAAAUUGAGUUGCAUGAUGACAAGGUGAAGCAAAAAGCCAUGAAAAUUGUAUCUGGCCUCGCUGGGGUGGAUUCAAUUUCAAUGGACAUGAAAGACAAGAAACUAACAGUAACAGGGGACAUAGAUCCGAUAACAAUAGUGGCUAAACUGAGGAAGCUCUGCCACACAGAGAUACUGACAGUGGGGCCAGCCAAGGAGCCAGAGAAGAAGAAAGAAGACGGUAAAAAAGAAGAGCCCAAGAAGGAUGACAAGAAGAAAGAUGAGGGUAAAAAAGAUGACGGUAAAAAGAAAGAUGAUCCAGUAAAAGCUGUUCCCUACCCUGGUUAUUUUGUACCACCACAACAAGCCUAUCCAGCAUAUUAUCAGCAGCAGCACUAUGCUUAUAAUUAUCAGCAGCAGCCUCAAGUGCCAUUACAGUAUUAUCAUAAUCACAGAAGCGCAGAAGAGGAUCCUAAUUCUUGUGUUAUUUGUUAAUUACAAUUUAAAAAUAUAUAUAUAAUUUUACAAUAAAUUUUAUGGUUUUCGGGGAGUACUGUAGUAGUAGAGGUGGUCCUAUAGGGUUGUAUAGGUGGUAAUGGUGGGUAUUUGUUGAUUAGUAUAGUAUUUUUGCUGUGUAAUGUUGAUGUUUAUUUUAAUUAAUCACCCGUCCACUUUUUUACUGUA
Daucus carota subsp. sativus is the source of this 815-nucleotide messenger RNA. Its product is annotated as heavy metal-associated isoprenylated plant protein 39-like. The record is from RefSeq and is a predicted model, not a curated record. Gene Ontology annotation, molecular function: metal ion binding. The transcript has 3 exons. NCBI's taxonomy places the organism in Eukaryota, Viridiplantae, Streptophyta, Magnoliopsida, Apiales, Apiaceae. The coding region runs from base 135 to 626 and encodes 163 amino acids.